Messenger RNA from Notechis scutatus (mainland tiger snake), 2320 nucleotides. RefSeq names its product cleavage and polyadenylation specific factor 3 (gene CPSF3). Gene Ontology annotation, molecular function: RNA binding; RNA endonuclease activity; 5'-3' RNA exonuclease activity. The record is from RefSeq and is a predicted model, not a curated record. Gene Ontology annotation, biological process: mRNA 3'-end processing by stem-loop binding and cleavage. Lineage: Eukaryota; Metazoa; Chordata; Lepidosauria; Squamata; Elapidae. Gene Ontology annotation, cellular component: mRNA cleavage and polyadenylation specificity factor complex.
UAGGGUAGCGCGCGUGUGUAUGAGUGGGGGGGGGGAGGCGGAGGGCGGGUUCAGUGAUGUACAACUGCCGGUGAAAGACAAGCCGAGCCCUUCUCCCUCCUGCUAAAGAUGUCGGCGAGGAGGAGAACCGAAGCCUUCGUCCCGGCUGAAGAGAGCGACCAGCUGCUGAUUCGGCCCCUAGGUGCUGGGCAGGAAGUCGGAAGAUCAUGUAUUGUUUUGGAAUUUAAAGGAAGGAAGAUAAUGCUUGACUGUGGAAUCCACCCUGGCUUAGAAGGAAUGGAUGCUCUUCCUUACAUUGAUCUUAUAGAUCCAGCUGAAACUGAUCUCCUUCUGAUAAGUCAUUUCCAUUUGGAUCACUGUGGGGCAUUGCCAUGGUUUCUGCAAAAAACCAGCUUUAAAGGAAGAACCUUCAUGACCCAUGCUACAAAAGCAAUUUAUAGAUGGCUACUCUCAGAUUAUGUCAAAGUCAGUAAUAUCUCUGCAGAUGAUAUGUUAUACACAGAGACCGACCUGGAAGAAAGCAUGGAGAAGAUUGAAACAAUAAACUUUCAUGAAGUAAAAGAGGUGGCUGGCAUCAAAUUCUGGUGUUACCACGCCGGACAUGUUUUGGGAGCAGCCAUGUUUAUGAUUGAAAUAGCUGGAGUGAAGCUUUUAUACACAGGUGACUUCUCAAGGCAAGAAGACAGGCAUUUGAUGGCAGCUGAGAUUCCCAAUAUUAAGCCUGAUAUUCUUAUCAUUGAAUCAACAUACGGUACCCACAUCCAUGAGAAGCGGGAGGAGCGAGAGGCUCGAUUCUGUAACACUGUACAUGAUAUUGUAAACAGGGGAGGGCGAGGUCUCAUUCCUGUGUUUGCUUUGGGAAGAGCUCAAGAAUUGCUUUUGAUUUUGGAUGAAUACUGGCAAAAUCACCCUGAACUACAUGAGAUACCUAUAUACUAUGCUUCUUCCCUGGCAAAGAAGUGCAUGGCAGUGUAUCAGACCUAUGUCAAUGCCAUGAACGAUAAAAUCCGCAAGCAAAUCAAUAUCAACAACCCCUUUGUAUUCAAGCACAUUAGUAAUCUGAAGAGCAUGGAUCAUUUUGAUGACAUUGGCCCCAGUGUGGUAAUGGCUUCCCCUGGUAUGAUGCAGAGUGGCUUAUCCAGAGAAUUAUUUGAGAGCUGGUGCACUGACAAAAGAAAUGGAGUCAUCAUAGCAGGUUAUUGUGUGGAAGGAACACUUGCCAAGCAUAUCAUGUCUGAGCCUGAAGAAAUUACAACAAUGUCAGGACAAAAGCUACCAUUGAAGAUGUCUGUGGAUUACAUUUCUUUCUCCGCUCAUACAGAUUACCAACAAACCAGCGAGUUUAUUCGGGCACUCAAACCCCCCCAUGUGAUAUUGGUGCAUGGUGAGCAGAAUGAAAUGGCCAGACUGAAAGCUGCCUUAAUACGUGAAUAUGAAGAUAAUGAUGAAGUUCACAUAGAGGUCCACAAUCCUAGAAAUACUGAAGCUGUGACUCUAAACUUCAGAGGAGAAAAACUUGCCAAGGUAAUGGGUUCCCUAGCUGAUAAGAAACCAGAACAGGGACAGCGAGUUUCAGGAAUACUAGUUAAAAGAAACUUUAACUACCAUAUUCUUUCUCCUUGUGAUCUGUCCAAUUACACAGAUCUUGCCAUGAGCACUGUGACACAGACACAAGCUAUUCCAUACACAGGCACAUUCAGUCUGCUUCAUUAUCAUCUGCAAAAAUUAACAGGUGACAUAAAAGAAAUAGAGGUCCAAGAUAAGCCAGCUUUGAAAGUUUUUAAAAACAUUACUGUGGUCCAAGAACCAGGCAUGGUGGUGCUCGAGUGGGUAGCAAAUCCUGCCAAUGAUAUGUAUGCAGAUACUGUAACAACAGUGAUUCUAGAAAUUCAAUCAAAUCCCAAAGUUCAUAAAGCAAUGAUGCGCAAAAUUCCAAAAAAAGAAGAAAUAGAAGAUUAUCACAAAAAAAUGGAAAUUAUGCUUCAGGACAUAUUUGGAGAAGACUGUGUAAGUUCAAAGAAGGAUAAUGUGCUUAGCAUCACUGUGGAUGGAAAAACAGCAAAUCUCUCGUUGGAUACAAGGACUGUUGAUCAUGAACCAGGAUGUGAAGAUGAUGACGAAACUCUUCGGGAAAUGGUCGAGCUGGCUGCACAGCGACUUUAUGAUGCUAUCACUCCUAUACAAUAAACGAAUAGAUUUUGUAUAUAUCUGGAUCGUCUAAUGAAUUUACACUUUAAAAUUUUCUUUUGUUCAAAUAAUUUUGCUCCCAGAUGGACAGACAAAAUAACUUCUGUUUGUGUCUACAAUUAAAAAAAAUGUA